Molecule: messenger RNA, 1936 nt
Organism: Colossoma macropomum (tambaqui)
Lineage: Eukaryota; Metazoa; Chordata; Actinopteri; Characiformes; Serrasalmidae
Gene: ppifb
Product: peptidylprolyl isomerase Fb
Exons: 6
Coding region: 88-672 (194 amino acids)
Biological process (GO): regulation of mitochondrial membrane permeability involved in programmed necrotic cell death; cellular response to hydrogen peroxide; protein peptidyl-prolyl isomerization
Cellular component (GO): mitochondrion
Molecular function (GO): peptidyl-prolyl cis-trans isomerase activity
Source: RefSeq, a predicted model, not a curated record
ACGUCGUGUUUCCGUGUCUGCACGGUUUCCGGUGGUGAAGGAGACGAGCGGAGUGUUUUUAGUUUUUCUGCAGCGGUUUGUGAGUUUAUGGCGAUGAUUAUCACCAAAAACAGGAUUAAAUUCUGCUCCUUGGCCUUCACGGCUGCUCGCAUGUACGCGAACGGAGCCCAAGCCAACGGUAACCCGGUGGUUUACUUUGACAUCGCGGCGGACAACCAGCCGCUCGGCAGAGUCACCUUCGAGCUGAACGCUGACGUUGUUCCCAAAACUGCAGAGAAUUUCAGGGCUCUGUGUACAGGAGAACAUGGCUUCGGUUAUAAAGGCUCCAUCUUCCACCGAGUCAUCCCACAGUUCAUGUGUCAGGGUGGAGACUUCACCCACCAUAACGGCACCGGGGGGAAGUCCAUCUACGGCCCCAGAUUUCCAGAUGAGAACUUCAGGCUGAAGCACACUGGACCAGGUAUUCUCUCCAUGGCCAACGCUGGACCGAACACCAACGGCUCUCAGUUCUUCAUCUGUACAGUUAAAACAGAGUGGUUGGAUGGGAGGCACGUGGUGUUUGGCAGUGUGAAGGAUGGGAUGGAGGUGGUGAAACAGGUCGAGGCUCUAGGCUCUCGCUCCGGGAAAACCUCCAAGAGGAUCACCGUCACCGACUGUGGAGAACUCAAAUAGAACGUGCUCUGAAAUCUCGUCAUACUGACCGCUUAUCUAAAACACACACAGCAGGACCAGGUACCCAAUCAGAUUAAAGAAAAAUUAAAAAUCUAUAAAUUGUUUCUAAAGGGGGCAUUGAGUGGCUAACGAUAAUAACAAUACUGAUAAUCAUAUAAUAUUAUAGUGAUAAUGAUAACGAUGGUCAGGUGGGUUAUUUCUGUCUAAUGAAGGUGCUCUGUGGACACCUAGUAAUCAGAUAUAUAUAUUUUUAUCAUAUCUGUGAAUUAAAGUCAAAUUAGCUUUAGCUUUAGCUAACGUGAUUCACUGUGUGUGUUUCAGAACAGCUGUCAGUGUCUGAUUAAUGACAGAUUAACAUGGAUAAGAGAAAAGAAAACAUGAAUUUAUAAAAAUAGGGUUGAUUUACUGUCUAAAUCAGUGUUUGCAGUGCUGUAGUCCACCUGGUCUGUGUUGUCCUGCUCUUAUAUUCCAGCUGUAUACGGAACGCUGGUCCUGUUUAUCCUAAUUCGGAAAGAUUUCGGCAGGUUAAUAUGCAAAAUAUCAACCUCCUGCUGUUGCUGUUGCAACAUGCAUCAAAUCAAGUUGCUGCCUUUUGGGCUACUUUGAAACUAAACCAAAAAGCAGACACUUUUUUGUAGUAACUUGCAGGAGCACUCAACAUCUGCCAUGUUUACAGAAUUUCCCAGCUGUGAGUAGCUCCUCCCUUUUUGCACAUUGCAUUGUGGGACAUACUAACAGACCAGCAGAUAUUAAGUAUAUCAGACUGUUGUGCAGGAAAACACACACCUGUGCAGUUCAGGUGGGCCACAGCACUGGAGCUGGAAACGCUGGACUAAAUGUAGCCUUUACAUUCUGGAGCUGAAUCUGGAUUAGGCGAAUCUGGAUUAACCUCAGUGCUAAUGUGAACGGUACAGUCAGUUUGGGAGAACGAGCAGGAACGUUAGCACUUAUAAAGGACUUCGUCCGGUCAGGGUCAGUGGAUAUAAAUGGAUCGAUAGACUACUAACUGUUUAUGAAAUCCAUAAACUUGAAACAAUGUGAAUAUUAGAAAAUUUCAAUCUGAAUUAGAGCCAAUGUGAAUGUUUGUACUGAAACAGUGUCCACUGUGUGUGUGUGUGUGUGUGUGUGGUGUGUGUGUGUGUGUGUGUGUGUGUGUGUGAGGAGUGGAUUUUGGUGUUAAAUGCUGCGUUUGAUCUGGACUGACUCCUGUUUCUGCUGGACUGUAACCUCAGGAAUAAAAAAACAUUGCCAUGAAAUAUACUGA